Molecule: messenger RNA, 794 nt
Organism: Paramuricea clavata
Lineage: Eukaryota; Metazoa; Cnidaria; Anthozoa; Malacalcyonacea; Plexauridae
Source: the annotation of a GenBank genome assembly
UCGUUAUUAUCUGCCUGUGGAAGUCAGCCAAACUUCGCAAAGGAACUGGUAACUUUAUGAUUCUUCUUCUUUCCUCGUUCGAUCUACUUGCCAUCGUAGUUGGACAUCCUGCAGUCAUUUUAAUCACUGUGCCUUGGUCAAGAACCGACAACAGUUCAGCACAUUGGUCUACCAGAUCAGAAAGUGAUGGAUACCACCUCGCUGAAGUGGUAAUGUACGCCUCCCAUUACAGCCAAACUUUUACUUUAUCCACACUUCUGGCGAUGACCAUCGAUCGGUACCUCGCAAUAACGCGACCAUUCUUUCACAGAAUCCAUGUGACGAAACGACGGCUUUUGGCACUUUCAGUUAUGAUGCAGUUGCUGUAUAUUGUGGCACUAACGUUUCGAUUCUUCAAAGGUUUCAAGGCAAUCUACUACGGCGGGGCGUCUCUAAUCAUGGGAACUGAAAUGAUUUUCUUGGUUGUCAUGAAUUACAGAGUUUUCACAAUAGCUGCCAAAGCAAAACGCAACGAACAAGCAUCCAGGACGCAGUUGGCACUUUUGAAAAAGGGCAGCACCUGCUUGUUGGCUGUUGCCUGUUUCUUCGUCUGUUUAACUCCACUUCUUGUGUACAUUGUAUUAAGGGCCACUUCAACUGAUCUGCUUAGCGAAGAUACCUUGACGUUGCUUCGCCUCUGGGGAAGCACAAGUUUAGGCAUGAACUCGACAUGGAAUUGCGUAAUAUUUUUUUGGCGAAAUGAAAUACUCCGCAAUGCAGGAAAGAAGCUAUUACCUGGAUGUCUGAAGCUCUGA